Messenger RNA from Ixodes scapularis (black-legged tick), 1689 nucleotides. RefSeq lists its product as uncharacterized. Gene Ontology annotation, molecular function: metalloendopeptidase activity. NCBI's taxonomy places the organism in Eukaryota, Metazoa, Arthropoda, Arachnida, Ixodida, Ixodidae. Gene Ontology annotation, cellular component: plasma membrane. The transcript has 14 exons. Gene Ontology annotation, biological process: protein processing. Bases 1 to 1689 code for a protein of 562 amino acids. The record is from RefSeq and is a predicted model, not a curated record.
AUGGCGUGGUAUGUCUUCCAUCUCUUAGAAAUCACCGAGCCCAAUUUGACGGUCACCACGCGUGAAAUCAACGCCGUUCUUCGCAAGGUUGGGAUCGUGCGGUGGCCCAUGCUGGAAGUCAUCGACAACCCGAACAUCUCCAACAUCCUGUACGAGUCGUUCAGCUUGUUCGGCCUCAGCGGUCUCUUCUCGCUCACGCUCGAAACGUACCCCGGGCAUCAACGGCUAGCUCUGGGCCGUACGUACGGCUUCAAGAUCGGGCCGCCAGAGUUCGCUUUCGCUACAGAAUUGCGCGCCAAACAGGCUUCCAGCGAUUCCGCGGUGCUCGCGUCGUACGAAGACAGCAUCACCGCCAUCGCGCAAACAUUCCGCUCCGGGAUUCCGCUCCAGGGCAUCGCCAGGGAGAUCGUCUUACUCCAGCACUACCUCCGCCAGAUGACCAUAUUGAAGCCUUCCAUAAAAGACUACAGCGACAACAACGUGACUCUGGCUUCUCUGUCACUUGACCAGAACAUGCUGGAGUGGUACCGACUGCUCGUGCGGAUCCAGGAGAGGACGACGGAUCGCAGUCAUCAAACCAUGUCGAAUCCAGGAAGCCAGGUCGUCACCAUCUGGGACAAGAAGUACCUUCACUGCAUCAACAGGCUGUUCAAGGUUGAGUUUAAUGUUCGGGCGGUGGUCAACUACCUCGGCUGGAUCAUCGUGGAGCGCCUGGGCUUCCUCUCGUACCUGCACCAGUUUGACGCCCACCGCCGGACGGUCUACGGCUACACGGACCCGACCGACGUGGCCGAAACGUGCACCGAGCUGGUCGUCCAGCUCGCACCCCAGCACAGUGCCUCACUCGUUUUCGAUGCCGAGGAAAAUCGAGCGCUCAUUGAUUACGUGCACUGGAUUACGCAGGAGCUUUUGGAGUCGUUCAUCUUUCAAGUGGAGCAGGUAGACUGGAUGGACAAGGAGACGAAGCUGAAGGCGCGCAGGAAGAUUGAGAAAACGACGGUCAUCGUCAAUUCUGGAGACGAAAGGAGCGACGACUUUCUCGCCUCCUGGGACGAUGGGCAAGACUUCGUGAACAUCAUCGUGAACAAUAUCAUUAACGAGACCUCAAAGCAAAUGCGAAGUUUAUGGGAGAAUACCAGCGAUUCUUGCGAAGAGUGUUCGGCACUUUCACCGUUCUCUCACGAGAUACAGUACAUUCAUCGAAGAAACGUAAUUGGAGCAUAUAUCAACGACGAGCUGGAUUUCGAAGACUGGCACUCCAAUCAGACCAAGGAGAAGCUGGACGAAGCAAUGAACUGCUUCGCGAACGACCUGGACGUUCUCUCGUUGCAGAGCCAACUGCUCGAGACCGACUACAUUAAGCUUUUUCAAGCUGUCGUCUGCCUCUCUGGGGGGCUUUCCCUCGCUUAUAAGACAUACGCUACGUUUAUGGGAAAAUACGAGGAACAGUUUGUGGAAUCGAACAUGAGAAACUUGAAGCUAACUCUGCACCAGUAUUUCUUCCUCCAAUUCGCGAGAAAUCUCUGCAGAAAAUAUUCGGACCAGUAUAAGAAAAACUUCAACCUCGACGACCUGGAAGAUAAACUCCGGCUCAUAGUACCGAUGAGACACUCUUUUCGAAUGGCCAGAGACUUCGUGUGCAAGGAAGGCGGUCAGCUAAACGCCGUACCGCUGUGUUCCAUAAUCUGA